GGAGCUCUGCACAUUUCCAGUGUGCAGUAUUCUGAUGUAGGCGAAUAUUACUGUACUGCUGAGAACCGAGCAGGACGACAUCAGAGGCGUACCGUCCUCGCUGUCACGGCUGAACAUCGUCCAGCUGAUAGAGGCAAGCAGACAAGACUGGUUUUGUCUGCUAGCACCGACACCAGCAACGACCUGCCAGUGUCCCAAUCCAGUGACUCUGUGGCUGAGCAACACCUUGAAACAACACAUCAUUCACACGUACAGGCACAGCAGGAGGCAACAUGCUCCUUUUCACACUGUGAUCCUACAACAAACAGCGCUGCCUCAUUUCCUACAUUUUCAAGGGGAGCAGUGGCUGAGCUAAAGAUGCCACCUCGAUCACUUGGCCAUCUUUUACAGCACCGCCUGAAUCAGCCUACAACCAAUCCAACCCAGCCGUUAGUCACACAGAUGCAGCCUCCUAUGUUACCACCUCCACCACAUCCGAACUUCCAGUCAGUAGAUCUCCACACCCAACUGCCACUUACGAGUGAUACGCUUUUGAUUUCAAAUACUGAGCCAUCAGUGACACACAGACAGACAUCAGUAGACACUGUUCAAGUGUUGAGUUCAACCCUUCAGUCCCCGCUCACUGAAAGUCACUCCCUGUCAACAUUAAUGUCAUCACAUGGACAAUAUCAGCAUCAAGUUAGUGACAAGUUGUUGACAGAGCCUGAUUCCCAGGACUCUAACAUUCAUGCUGUGUCUCUAGCCAUUCAAAUCACUGAGCCUUUCACUGAGACGUCAUCUAUUCCGGAGGGUGGACCCUUUCACUAUCUCAAGUCGGAUUCAUAUUCUCCCACUCCAACACAGAGUCUUAUAACUGAAACUAAGACAAGCCACCCUGGUUCAGUUACCCAGUCUCUUGCUUUACAAGCUGAUCUGCACCAAACUCAACCUUAUGAGAUGGCUACAAAUGGUCAGUUUUACCAAUCGUACCAUGAGCCGACCUCAACCCAGAUUUCUCAAACCACACUCAUUCACCCAGAUCAACGGCUGCAACAUCUGCAUCCCUCACCAACCAUCUCGCAAAUAUCUCAAUCUGACCCUCAGCAAUCAUUUACUCAUGGUCUUUUUCCAAAGUUCCAGCUUGAGCUAUCGACAAUCCCGCAUUAUCUCCCUCCCACACAACCUCCAACUUCUAUAGUCACAAAUCCCCAACUAUCCCAAACUCACAGUCAGUUUUCACCUGCAACACCAACUUCAACUCUAUUCACACUUCCUCAGUCAUCUCCAACACCACAUCCACACCUCAACUCACAAGCUCCUCUAUCACAGACAGAAACGUUUGCAGUCCAACACAGAAACCCUCUUGAAAUCAAGCCUUCAGUCUCAACCAUCCGUGAGACAAAUGAUCCCUCAACGCUGGACCCUGAGAUUACUGUUGUCAAUCGGGUCAACGUGUCAGAUCAGGUGCAGUUGAAUACCAGCCAGCAAGAUGACUCAGUUCAUUCAGCUAAAUCAGGCAAUGACACAGAGCUUACAGAGUGGCUGAAGAGGAACACCUCUCAGUCACCUAUGACCAGCAAUGAUCCCAGAGUAACGCAGCAGUCUCCAUCAUGGCUGCCUGUGCUGGAGAAACACGACAUCCCCAUCGUGGUGGGAGUGGGUGUAUCUCUGGCCUUCAUCUUCAUCACUGUUACCUUCUAUUCAGUGGUCCAGAAGAACGAAGCUGCGCCAACCAGCCGAGCAGGUCAGAGAUCCUCAGCUGCAUCAACUGUCAACACACCUAUUUUACAUUCUGAGCACGCUCAGAGGAAUCUAGGUGUCCCUGUAAGACACACUGAACGCCGAGCUGCAGGACGCACAUACGAAAACAGAGCUUUUGAAGAUGAUGACUGUGUGGCAGUGAUUGAACAGAGCCCAAACACAUCAGACACCAGAGCAAGACCUCCAGGACCGAGCCUGGUCACAGUGCAGAUGGAGCCCACAUUUGAGGAUCUUCAGGAGGACACGCCACCUGCUCUGGACAACCACUCAGUCACUGUAGAAACAUAUCCUGAGCCAAUCCUUGACACAAAGAUUGAUCCGUCUGUGGAGGAGGAGAAGGGCUGCACCUUGUCACAGCCGAGCAUCCAGCUGCAGUGUGCUGAGGACUGGACCAGUAACAGAGGAGACAACCACAGCCCAUGCCAGGACGCCUUGCCUCCCCCAUCAUCCUUACCCUCCCGCUCACCUUCCCCCUCUCCCCCAUCCAGACGAGAAGAGGGGCUGCGCUCCUCAUUAACCCUGCGAAGUGCAGAGGCGUGUGCAGCACCCAUCCACCAUAGCCUCAGCAUCUCACAUGGCAACCCCCCCCUGCUCCUUUCUCACCACGUCUCCCUAGGCCUCACUACGGUCGCAGUGGAUGUCCAUUUUUACCCAGCAUCCACUGCUUCGGUGGCAGUGGGCACUAGCACUCAUAUCAAUUCAGUCUCUAGCUCUACUUCAGUGGCUGCGCCUCUGUUCAGUCCCCCGUUAGUUAACAACCAGGAGAAUGACCAAUCAACUGCCAGAUUCCACCAGUCUAAGUAGCGACAGAUUAAAGUAUCAAGUCUAAAAUAUCCUCAUAUAACAUAAAUCAAGAUUAAGACAAGGCGUCAAAUAUAUUUGAUAAUUUUAAAGGAGGAGAAAAUAGAGAACAACUUUUUUGGCAUUUAGUAGAUAAAUUAUCUAUUAAUUAGAUUAAGGUGAAUUUUUAUCUAAUGAUCUAUCUGAGCCUUUGGCUACAUCCACAGUAAUACAUUUUUAUUUUAAAAGUGUAACUAUUGUUAUGUUUACAGCAACCUUUCCUAUCUUCAGUGUGUGUGUGUGUGGUUGACUCAUCGCCCAACAGAUUCUCUGCCCUCGUCACAUACUGACAUUUUGUCAUGGACCUUCCAUGUCCAGAUAUGUCAGGAAAGGUACCUUGGGUGCGUUGGUUGUUGAC
Epinephelus lanceolatus (giant grouper) is the source of this 2938-nucleotide messenger RNA. The record is from RefSeq and is a predicted model, not a curated record. Lineage: Eukaryota; Metazoa; Chordata; Actinopteri; Perciformes; Serranidae.